Messenger RNA from Lactuca saligna, 564 nucleotides. The record is from the annotation of a GenBank genome assembly. NCBI's taxonomy places the organism in Eukaryota, Viridiplantae, Streptophyta, Magnoliopsida, Asterales, Asteraceae.
AUGGAAGGUGAGUAUGGCAUGUACAAGAAAGGAAGCAGUGGAUGGUCAUACACGACUGGAAAUGAAGAAUUUCAAGAAACUGAUGUUUGGUCUGUUUGGAAUCAAAGCAAUGAUUUUGAUUCAAAAUCUAUCAAGUCAAAACGAUCAUCAUCAUCUUCUAAUUUGAAUUCAAGAAGCAUUCCUAUUUCAACAGCAGCCAGAAUGAUUCCUAGACCUGGUACAAACAAUCCCUGCAUGGAAUCUAGGAUUCCUCAACAACAAUCAGCACCUGUCAACGUUCCUGAUUGGUCAAGGAUCUAUGGAAAGUCAAACAGAUCAUCACAGAAUUCUCCACGGCUUGAUUAUGGUGGUCAUAAUAAUGGUAGAGGGAGUUGGGACAGUGAUGAUGAUGAUGAUAAUGGUGAUGGGAACAUGAUGCCCCCUCAUGAAUGGAUUGCACAGAAGCUUGCAAGGAGUCAAAUUUCUUCAUUUUCUGUAUGCGAAGGUGCUGGAAGAACACUCAAAGGCAGAGAUCUCAGUAGGGUAAGAAAUGCUGUUUUGACGAAAACUGGAUUUCUUGAAUAA